This is a messenger RNA of Seriola dumerili (greater amberjack), 2802 nucleotides long. Its product is annotated as synaptotagmin-14-like. NCBI's taxonomy places the organism in Eukaryota, Metazoa, Chordata, Actinopteri, Carangiformes, Carangidae. The record is from RefSeq and is a predicted model, not a curated record. The transcript has 7 exons. The coding region runs from base 388 to 2721 and encodes 777 amino acids.
GCCGAGUAGUUGAGUAAUGAGAUCUGUGAAUGUGGCACAAUCAUAGGAACAUGAGCAUUCAAACAGCUUAACUUCAAUUACUUGGCAGAGAAGGCAAAUGGUAGUGGCUGUUUGGUAAAUACAGUGCUUUCCUUUCCAAUAGAUCUACUACAAAAAUGUCUGACAUUUAUUUUAUAGAAGACAAAUAGCUAAAUGAAAAACAGUGUGAGAGAGUUCUUGUUAGAAAACAUGUCUUACAAACAUGUCAUAUUGUUGUGCAUGUAUGUGUUGGUCUCAGCACACACUGUGAUGCUGGCGCCGCACCCUGCUAACAACCACAUGUCCGUGUCAGUGCCUCUGAUGAGCUAAUCUAGUGGUCAGCGUGGUGACGAGCGCCCCGGCUGAGAGAUGGCCUUCUUCAAGAGCUUCCAGCAGACCCUCCCAUCUGUCAACAUUUCCUCCAUCCUGGACUCGGUCACCAGCCGCGUGGACGACUUGGCCAACGCCGUCAGCGAUGUCACUUACGCUGUCAGCGACCAGCUGACUGAGCAGGUCACCACUAUCAUCAACAAGGUGCAAGAGGAGGAAGAUGGGGAAAACAACAGCAGCGGGCAGGGGUCUGGUCAGGCUGCCACAGCACAGGAAGGAAAGGCCAGCAGCAUGUGGCAAAUGUCCAGAGACUCUGAAACAGGUAACACGGUUUCCAAAAACAACCAAACCGGUGAUUCAGCAGAGGCAGAGUGCACUCAGAGCCAGCUGGAGUGGGAAUGGAGGGACGGGUGCUGGCGAGUUAAAAAGACAGAAGCUGAGUUAGCAGAGGAAGAGAAGAGGAAGAAAGAGGAGCAGGAACUUCAGGAAAAGAGAGAGCAGAGGAGAAAAGAAAGGAGGGAGAAGCAGCUGGAGAAAGAAGCCAAAUCUCAGAGAAAGAAAGAGGAAUCCCAAGAGGGAGAGCGAGAGGAGGAAGCUGAUGAGAAGAGAGACGACAGCAGAGGACAAGCCAGAAAGGCGAGCGACAGUGGAGACCAAUCAGCUGCGCAGCAGAGAAGCGAUGACUGUGAUGAAGCUCCUCAUUCACCUGGCCCCGACACUGAAAGCAGGAUAUCAAAACAGAAGAAGAAAAAAGAAGAGGGAGAAGAGGAGGAAGAGAAGGAGAACAGCGCGGAGAGAGAGGGAGACGACGAGGAAGAGGCUGAGCUUUCCAGAAAGUCUUCAACAGUGAAAAAGAAAAAGUCAGACAAGAAGAAGACAAAAGGCGCAAAAGAGGAUUCAAAGAAAUCAGAAAAAGCCUCAGAUGUGGCCAAAAAGAAGGAGAAAGGCAAGAAGAGCAAGAAGAAAAAGAAAGGCAACCAAGAGGGAGUUUUAUCAGACAGCGAGGAGGACAGAGGCCCUGAGGCCGUGGCCCAGCAGGACACAACCUCUGUGUGGAGCAGCAAACGCAAAGGGUCCACUGAGCAGGGAGGAUACAGCAGUGAGGCCUCCAGUGAACAAGCCAACAGCAUCCAGAGGAUAAAGAAAGAUUCCUCUCUCACUGAGCUUCAGCCUCCUCCGUACCAGGACAAGGGCCCGGCGGCCUGCGUGUCCUCUCGUUCCCGCUCAGAGCGAGGGGUUCGGAGGGGGUCGUCCCCGCAACGCUGCGACAGCCCCCGCUGCUCCAGUGAGGCCAGCGUGGACCAGGACACUGAGAGCUACCUCAACAAAGGCUGUGAGGAGGACAUACCUAGUGACAGCACCGCUGUUCUGGGACCAGAGGAUGGCUCUGGGCCUCAGCUCCCCACGGCCUACGAGCCAGAGCCCCUCGCCAAAUACGGCACGCUGGACGUCGCCUUCGAGUACGACUCCAGCGAGCAGUGGUUGGCCGUCACGGUCACCGCGGCGACAGACAUCCCUGCCCUCAAACAGACAGGAAACAUCUCGUGGCAGGUCCACCUGGUCCUGCUGCCAACCAAGAAGCAGCGGGCCAAGACUGGGGUACAGAAGGGCCCGUGUCCUGUCUUCACGGAAACAUUCAAGUUUUCCAGAGUGGAACAGGAGGCUCUGGGGGAUUACGCUGUUCGCUUCCGCCUGUACAGCAUCAGGCGGAUGAAAAAAGAGAAGGUCCUGGGAGAGAAGGUGUUCUACCUGACUAAGCUGAACCUGCAGGGCAAGAUCGCUCUACCUGUCACCCUGGAGCCCGGCUCUGAACUUACAGGCUGUGGCUCUCUGGUGAGCGUGUCUCGCAGCGCAGGAGCUCUGUCCUACCGCUCCACCGAGGACUCGUCCUUGCCGGAGAUCCUGCUGGGUCUCAUCUACAACUCUGCCACAGGGCGGCUGUCUGCUGAGGUCAUCCAGGGAAGCCACUUCAAAACCACAGCGUCCGAUAAGCCCGUCAAUGGUCUGUUUUGUUGUAUAAAACACUUUGUAGGGGGACAGCUUUAUAUCAUGAGAGACACCUAUGUGAAGCUCACCAUGCUGGACUCCAAGGGGAAGGAGAUGUCCAAGUGUAAGACGGCCGUGUGCCGCGGCCAGCCCAACCCCACCUACAAGGAGACGUUCGUGUUCCAGGUGGCGCUCUUCCAGCUGUCCGAGGUGUCCCUGGUGGUGUCGGUGUUCUGCCGCCGGAGCAGCAUGAGGCCCAGGGAGAGGCUGGGCUGGGUCUCCCUGGGCCUCAACAGCACCGGCGAGGACCAGCAGGCCCACUGGACAGAGAUGAAAGAGGCGGAGGGACAGCAGGUCUGCCACUGGCACACACUCUCCGACACAUAGAAGGAAGACUCAGAAAGACUGAAUUUAUAUUAACAGCAUUCCCUGGGCGUUCAGAGUUUUUGGCACGGGGAGGAAGCACCU